AAAAGCUCACGAUUGUUCGGAGCUCGAAUUCUAAAGUACAACACCUCGUCAAUCACAAGUGGGAGUCCUGAUCUAGUCAAAUUUAUAUCUGUUUGACCACUGUCUUCGCUUCUGGCAUAAGUAUCCAAAAUCGUCACGACAUCUCUAUCAGAUCAUAACGGGAUGAAUAUGUUUUUUCUCUACAUUUAAGAUGAAAGUUCAAGCCUUUAUGCUUUGAUGUAGCGCGCUCAUUUGAAUCCGAUCAUGAUGGUGACAUCACGCAUCGACUAUGGUAUUCGUAUAUAUAAGUUUUUAUCUUGAGGUUGUGAUCUUUCUUGAGAUGCUUCCGAUAAUUGAAAGUUCGGCUUUACAACAACAUGGUUCACCUCUCUGCUAUCAGUGACAUCAUCACCAGUGAAGAUACAACUAACCCGAUAUCAAAUAAGCAUCAUAAAUUGCUUACGGCCUUCGUUCCCAAUCAAGAACAGCACUUUAGCCAGAUUUUGGUGGAAUUUCUUAGCACUAAUAAGGUGAAAUUACUUCACGAUGUGGAUGCUUAUAGAUUUCGUAGUGCAUUUGUCUCAAUCCAGCCAUAUUGAACUCCUUUCUUAUGAGCCAUUCGAUCGAGGUGCGUGUUCUUAAAGGCAAAGCAAUGUCGCAACCAUUCCAGGUAGCUGAUUCUUUAAUUAUCUCAAAGUAGCUAACCAAAUCUAAGCCACUGAUAGUAAACGAUGAAAUUUCGAACCUUUAUUGUGCCAUCUGUUCGACAAAAUGCAUUCCUACAAUAAGAUCACACAACAGAGUCGACGCCUACCGUCAAGUCCAUAAGUUUAAAAAACUUGCCGCGUAAAAAACACAAGUGCUGCUCGUUGAGUAAGCGAGGUGAUUCAAAGCUUGUGAAGAUGCGCAUACCUAAGUUCGUAUAUAAAUUGGAGGUUUUGUUUGAGACUCCACUCCACUUAGAUUGUCGGCGCUCAUAAGUUGACAUAUUCUUUGUCGUCGCUGCUCUUGUGUAAUGCGGGUGAACGCGCUUCGUAUUUAAAUGUGGAUAUAGGCCUUAUUUCAGGUUCAAGAAAUGGGUAUCAACAGGCUCAUGGCAAUAGCAUUGUUGAUUUCUGCGCGAAGUAAAGGUGUAUUACAUAUACCAACACCGACUUUUGCGGAAUGAAUCACGUACUACACGAAGAUCAGCAUGGGCGCUUGAACUUUUUGGCAAAGCCAUAGUGUGAAAAGCGAGUCCUUUGCUUCCAUUCCAACUCUUGGCCAGGUUGUCAAAGAUGCAGUCCUCAUAGAGGGCAAUAACUAGCGGCGCCGCUGCUGAUUCAGCCGUAUGCGGUCGUCUUAAGGAAUGUGACCUGUGUAUCCAAAACAAUGUUCAUAGAGUGAAUUUUGUGCAUGCGUCUUGACCCCAGACUUCAAACGUUUGACAGUUAAAUCCAAGGUAUUAGUUGGCUUCUCUCGUAGUGGAGUGACCACUGUGGAAAACGGACAAGGCGUACAGCGAUUGCACGAAGUGGAUGUGAAUGGUUCGUGUGACGAUCAAGAGAAAAACAAAAUCCAUGAAGCGUUUAAGGGAUGGGGUAACUGAUCUAGCACUACUUGGAUGGAACUCAGAAGAAAAAACUGUUGUAGAAGUUACCGAAUAUGCUUGUACUUAGAUUAUAUUGAUCUCUGCAAUCAAUACUUGAUAUUUGUGC
Molecule: messenger RNA, 1676 nt
Organism: Plasmopara halstedii
Lineage: Eukaryota; Oomycota; Peronosporomycetes; Peronosporales; Peronosporaceae
Exons: 1
Coding region: 357-578 (73 amino acids)
Source: RefSeq, a predicted model, not a curated record